Molecule: messenger RNA, 1608 nt
Organism: Cuscuta europaea
Lineage: Eukaryota; Viridiplantae; Streptophyta; Magnoliopsida; Solanales; Convolvulaceae
Source: the annotation of a GenBank genome assembly
UUAAUUGUUAGACUUCUCGUUUAUCUAUUAAAUUACUUAAUCGUUUCAUUUGUCAUAUUAAUAUUAGUUAACGUAGUUAAUUGUUUCAUUUGUGAUAUUAAUAUUAGUUAAAGUAGUUAAUUGUUUCAUUUGUCAUAUUAAUAUUAGUUAAAGUAGUUAAAGUUAAUUGUUUCAUUUGUCAUAUUAAUAUUAGUUAAACUACUUAAUUGUUACAUUUCUCAUAUUAAUAUUAGUUAAUUGCUACAUUGCUCAUUAAAGUUAAAAAAAGUAGUUAAUUUUUACAUUUCUCAUAUUAGUUAAUUGCUACAUUUCUCAUUAAAGUAAAAAAAAGUAGUUAAUUUUUACAUUUCUCAUAUUAGUUAAUUGCUACAUUUCUCAUUAAAGUACAAAAAAAGUAGUUAAUUUUUACAUUUCUCAUAUUAGUUAAUUGGAGGUAGUGAAGGGGGGAAUUAAAUUGAUUUGGGCUAGCACUCCACUAAAAAUGCAAUGGCGGCAAUAUUUGAAGGAUAGACGUGUCAAUUAUUGUGCUUUUCCUAAAGAUUUGUCUAUUCGUUGGAAUAGUACUUAUAAUUUAAUUCAAGUACUUAUUAGAUAUAAAGAUCAUUUUCCAGCUUUUUUAAGACAAAUUUGUAACUAUAUUAUAAACCCGGCUGACAUCGACACUUGUGAAAAAAUUGUUAAUGUUUUGGCAUAUUUUAAUAACGCAACUCAAACUUUUAGUCAUGUUUAUAAAUCUACCGCAAACGAAUUUUUUGUUGAAGCUGUUAAUCUCGUCGGCGCUUUUUGUGAAUUUUCUGAAGCCACUUACGUUAGUUAUUUUUGUGAUUUCAUGAAACAAAAGUGUUUAAAAUAUUAUUCACAUAUUCCGCAUAUAUAUGGUAUUGCAUUUGUUCUUGAUCCUCGUUAUAAACUUGCUUACUUGGCAAAUUGUAUAGAUUACUAUUAUGCUUCUUUUUUUCCAACUCAAGAGUUCGAUGAUAAUCUCAUCGACCCUAAACAAGAAUUCAACGAGGUUAGUAAUUUAUUUCAUCAAUUGUAUAAUGAAUUUCAUGCACAAUAUGGUAAUGCACCCCCUCCCAUGCAACGAACAUCUUCUUCAUCUAAAGGAAAUUCACUUUUAAAAUCCGCUUUUGGUUCUCUUUUGAAAAAAAGUAGAGCAACUCCCGCUACUGAACAAAGCUCAGGUAACGAGCUUUCUUUGUAUCUAACAUUGAAUGUUGAUUAUGAAGUUGGUGAUGACUUUGACGUUCUUAAGUGGUGGAAGGAAAAUGAAAGAACGUUCCCGAUUUUAUCAAAGAUGACUAAGCAAGUGCUAGCAAUGCCGAUAUCAACCAUUGCCGUGGAACACGAAUUUAGUGCGGCCGACAACGUCCUAACCGAUUAAAGAACGAGGUUGAGACCGAGCUCUCUUGAGACACUAGUUUGCUUUCACGAUUGGUUGGAGGCCCAACGAAGAACUCAAGAAAUUACCAUCGCUCCCACCCGCCACUUUAUGGAGGAAACAACCGAAGGCGGAGAUUCCGGUUGAUUUUUUUUUACAAAAUGUAUUACAUUUUUUAAAUUCAUUCUAAUUCUCAAUUGUACUUCUUAUUUGAAAUAAAUAUACUU